Messenger RNA from Plutella xylostella (diamondback moth), 4079 nucleotides. RefSeq names its product PIH1 domain-containing protein Nop17-like (gene Nop17l). Gene Ontology annotation, cellular component: cytoplasm. The record is from RefSeq and is a predicted model, not a curated record. Gene Ontology annotation, biological process: axonemal dynein complex assembly. NCBI's taxonomy places the organism in Eukaryota, Metazoa, Arthropoda, Insecta, Lepidoptera, Plutellidae.
ACCACUUUGCAAAACAAAACGUCAACAACGUCAAUCAGCUGAAUUUUCCACUGCGGCGUGUGAAUGCGUAAAUUAAAUUGUAAUUUGUGUUUAUUUAUAAAAUAAGCAUCCCAACUAUAAACAUGGCAACAGGAGUUAAGCCUCGUGAAGAAGAUGUCCAGUUCUCUAGAACUGACUUGGAAGCUAUACAAGAAGCAAUGAAGAAUAAGAAGUUUCGAGAAUUAUUGGCAGAGUACUGCGACGAGAUGCGUGACCCGGCGAGCCAAGCCCUAUAUCAAAAAGAAAUGACACAACUUGAGAAGGAACGCGGUUAUGAUGUAACAUUUAUCAACCCGAAGGGCGGAUAUGUUAUCAAAACUAGUGUCGCCGGCGACAGGAAAGCGUUUAUUAACAUUUGCAGUAAUGGCUACGUCGGCAAACCGUCCUGCAAUAUAAAGGUAAUUGACGGUAAAAAAGGUAUGAACUGGCUUAUACCCUACUCGUUAAUCCCGCCUAGAGAAGAUUACGAUGCUAAGAGGCAAAAAUGUGUUAUUUAUGAUGUUGUUUUCCAUCCUGACACCCUGCGAAUGGCCGACCAGAAUAAGCAAUUCCGGGAGCUUGUAAACAACACUGCCUUCGAUGCAUUGAAGAAAACAUACAACAUUCACUUGGACAGUAACAAUUUACGUUUUCCAAAAUCAUUGUACAAGGGAAUGGCCAACCCAGCAGUUAUCAGGAAAGAAGAUCCUGACUACCAACCACCAACUGAAGAGGAAACUGAACAUUUGUCCCCAGAAAUAAUGGAGAAGUUGUAUCCUCAGCAUAAUUAUCAGCAGCCUAAGCCUGAUAAUCUAAAUGAGAAGAAACAAUCAAGAAAAAAUGAGAAAAAUGUUACAAGUGAAUUUAGACACUCAACCAAAAAUGGCUACACUGUACCGAAAUAUAUAAUUAAACAGCAGAAAAAUGUAGACCUACAAGAGUAUACUUUCCAUAAAGACAGCAAACAGCACUCAGCCAUACCAAGCCACAUUGUUCUGGAAAUAUAUCUCCCUCUUCUGAACUCAACCAAGGAUUGUACUCUAGAUGUUGAAGAGAAGCACCUUUACUUAGUGUCGGAAAAACCAGCUAAAUAUAGGCUUGAUAUUAACUUACCAUAUGCAGUCAAUGACCAGUGUGGAACAGCCAAAUUUGAUAAGUCUAAGCACACUCUUGUUGUUUCCCUACCAGUGAUUAGGCAACAUUAUGCCAGCCAUAACUCUUUGAAAGUUGACAGUGGGGUGGAAAGUGAAGAAAACUCAGGCUCGAGUGAUGACGACAAGGAGAAGUUAGUAGAAGAGUUGUCUUCUACUCCAGCAGAGGCAACUACUGCAGAGCCACAGACAUGUGAAUCCAAUAAUGACUUAUUCAUUAAUCCUUCCUUAGCAUACACACUGCCUGAGUACACCCACAAUGCCCUAGAUGAUACUGUAGCCUUCACCUUCCAUGUGAAAAACACUGAACCUGACUCUGUCAAGGUCAAGCAAGAUGGAAAUAAAAUAUACAUCAAGUUUACCACUGUUGGUUCAGGAUUUGUCCCAGUUUACUAUGCAGCUAUCAUUAUUUUUGAUGAACAUUCUAAAUUUGAAAAUGUUUCCGGGGAGGCCUGGGAUAACAAUGUUAUUCUGCAGAUGGAUGUUGUUGGCGAGUUGCCUAAGACAUUCCAAAUUGGGUUAAAUGAAGAGUCAUUAGUGUCUGAGCAUUUUAAUGUCAGCCCCGAAGACAAGGUUAACAAAUUAGAUAUGGAAACAGCAUCUGAUAAUGGAAAUAAGUCUGAUGAAGUAGCACCAGUUAUAGCAGUGAACAAUAGGGGUUCUGAGACAAAUAUUGUUGUCUCAUCUAAUGAUCAAGAUGAAGAUGAUGAUGAUGAAGAGGAAAGUCCUUCAAAUGGGCGAGAAAUAGUGUGGGCUGAAGGUACUCAUAAUGUGAGCAGCGCUAAGAGCAUCCUCCGCAAGUCUCUUGGGAGAAGUUACUCUGAGUCCAGCAUGGGUGAUGUGGCCUCAUCUAUGGAUUACAUCAGCUCAGAUUGCAUCCCCGAAGAGUCAAGCCUGAAGAAGACUGUUAGGUUCAACAAUGUUAUUGCCAGGAAAUUUUACAGAUACAAUUCAUCAAUUGAAGGUCAGAAGAAGAAGAACCAGCGCAAGAAGAGUAAAAAGCGCUCCCAGGAGAGACGCAAGAGCGAGAGCGAGGCUGACGACGAGCACACGAAUGAGUCUACCAUGCCUGCCAAACCGAAGUCUGUUCUGAAGAAGCGUUGCGACAGCGGACUAGCGGACACCUCCGACGCUGACACCGAUUUCAAGAACACUCCCGACCAGUAUAGCUGCAGCCAAGACAAUAACUGGAAACCCGAUAGCAAUAAGUCCGUACUGAACAUCGUAGGAAAUAGUAAAAGUAAACCUGAGCCCACUAUAUGGGAAUCAGACAAGUGCUCUGAAAAGGAACGCGAAGGCAAAGCCAUGCCGAACCCACCAAUCAACUGUGAUAACAUCAAACAUAACACCAAUCUCUAUGAUCCGGAUAAACUGAAUCCCGGCAAGAACCUUGAAGUAAAGUUCAAAAACGAUCUCAUCUUUGACUUGGACAUGUGAGAGUGUCCUGGUCAACCCUCGAUAUAUAAGGUGCACUAUAAUUUAGGAGCAUACUAAUAGUAAUAAUGUUUUCCCUUUCCCAGUGGGUUACACCCAAAUUAACUUUUACCUUUCCCAGUAAUAGCAUAGAUAAAAUAUUUUUACAUGUAGAUAUUACGUAAGAUUGCAUGCACUCCAAAAUACUGUAGCCGUAUUCAAAGAUGGCCUUAAUAUCGAUAAAAACUAAUCAAAAAAUCGUAUAGAGUGGAAUUUUAUGUGUAAAAUUCCGUAAACAAGGUCCAUUUAUACAAAAUGUGAGAGGAUCGUCGACUAGCAUCGAGAAUAGCAGGUGUUUACUGAUAGAAUUCAACUCUGUAUUAGAAAAUUUCAGGCUAACAGAUAACUUUGUCUGCAUUCGCAACGUCUAUCUAUGUGUAGGAAUAUUUUAUCUAUGCUUACAUAAAUUUAACAAUUAUGUUCCUUUUACAUUUUUAGUUUUAGUGGUGUAGUAUUAUAUUUCUGCUGCAUUUAGUUUAGCAAUAGUGUGCUGUCUGGCGUGGUGACUUUAGUUGAUUAUGUUUCAAAUCAUGAGCUAUCAUUUUAUAAUUUUAUCGAUCCUAGGUAGUUUUAAUUUCACGUUUUAUUCGAUUUAUGUUUAUGGGUAAUAACUUUACUUAUACCUAUACAAAUGUUUUUAACGAAUCUGCUCACUCAUAGCAAUAACAUUUUAUCAUAUUAUAUACAAUAACAACUAAAUAAAUGCAUUUCGAAGGUACAAAUCAUAAGUGGUCUGAUGAAAUAUUGUUUUACAUGAAUAUACAUGAUUAGUCAAUUAUAUUAAAGAAAUGCUUUUUUAACAUUGACCGACGUGGAUGUAUCAUACAUGCGUGUUUGUAUCAUGCAUGAGAAAUGAAGUAUAAAAUUAACUUUUAGUUUUUAAAAUUAAUUACAUUUUAUUUGUUUAAAUGUCUGGAAUGUCUCAAAAGAUAUCACAAAAUGCAUUUUCUAACAUAACCAUUUCAGUCUCAUCAAACUAUACCUAAGUACUAAUUUAAACACAAUGUUCAAAAUUCUAAAUUGUUAAUUCAUCUAAUACCUACUUAGCUUUAUUUAGACGAAUAUUGUAGCGUGAGAAACGAACCUUAGUGCGGAUUCACACAUGAUUUCGCAUUGUAUUUUAUUUUAACAGAAACUUCUGUAUUUAAAAUUCACAAUGCGAAAUAUUUUCAUUGCGGCACGGUCUGCUACACAUACUAACAAAUAUAUACAUAUAAUGGCUAUCUCCAACUUCCAUCCUAUAAUUCAAUUUUUUUUAAAGAAAAUUGGCAAUAAAUUUUAAUAAUGGUCUCGUCACGUACCAAUAAGUUAUAGUGGUUCUGUUUUGUCACGUGGGUACUAAUAGUGGUUCCGUUUUGGUCUGACCUUAACAAUAUAUUAAAAAAACUUUAAUCAUGUACUUUGUGGUGUUUAUUGAAUACAUUGUUUGACGUAAUA